AUGGCAGCCGUCCUCAUUACUGGCGCAACAGGAAAACAGGGGGGCUCACUCGUCCGCAACCUGGUCUCCAGACAAGCUCCGUUUGAGAUCUUAGCUGUUACUCGCAACGCCCAGUCCUCGUCGGCUCGGAAACUAACCGAGUUAUCGUCUAAGAUCAAGAUUGUCGAAGGAAAUUUGGACGACCCAGCUGGAAUAUUUGCGAAUGCCUCGAAAGUGACCCAACAGUCGAUCUGGGGAGUAUUCAGUGUGCAGGCAGCUGGGACUGGCUCCCUCGAAGAAGAACAGGGAAAAGCACUGGUUGAUGCUUCAUUGAGGGAAAACGUCAAGUUCUUCGUAUACAGCUCUGUCGACCGCGGCGGAGAUGCUUCAUUCCAGAAUCCAACCAACAUUCCACACUUCAUCCACAAACACAACAUCGAGCACCACCUUGUCGAAAAGACGAAGAACACUGAAAUGAAGUGGCUUAUCUUGCGGCCAACGGCUUUUUUCGAUAACCUCACCCCUGACUUCCUCGGCAAAGUGUUUGCAACCAGCUUCAAACUGGCUCUGAAAGGGAAGCCCUUGCAGUUAGUGGCGACCAGCGACAUUGGCUAUUUUGCGGCUGAGGGGUUCUUGAAUCCUGAGCAGUAUCAGGGUAAAGGUAUCUCACUUGCUGGGGAUGAGUUGACGUAUGAUCAAUAUGCAGACAUCUUUUUGGAGAAAACGGGUACGAAGAUCCCGACCACGUUUGAGCUGGUCAGUCACGGUAUCAUGGCUGCGAUGAAGGAUCUUGGAUACAUGUUUCAAUGGUUCCAUGAUGAGGGUUACAAGGCAAAUAUUACUGAGUUGAAGGAAACCAAUCCAGGAUUGAAGGACUUUGCUACUUGGUUGGAAACAGAGAGUGAAUUUACAGAGCUUUGA
Penicillium taxi is the source of this 900-nucleotide messenger RNA. RefSeq lists its product as uncharacterized. The record is from RefSeq and is a predicted model, not a curated record. Lineage: Eukaryota; Fungi; Ascomycota; Eurotiomycetes; Eurotiales; Aspergillaceae. The transcript has 2 exons. The coding region runs from base 1 to 900 and encodes 299 amino acids.